Neoarius graeffei (lesser salmon catfish) is the source of this 4279-nucleotide messenger RNA. Its product is annotated as NACHT, LRR and PYD domains-containing protein 3-like. The transcript is spliced from 13 exons. The record is from RefSeq and is a predicted model, not a curated record. Lineage: Eukaryota; Metazoa; Chordata; Actinopteri; Siluriformes; Ariidae. Gene Ontology annotation, molecular function: protein binding. Bases 272 to 3541 code for a protein of 1089 amino acids.
UGUGCAUGUAAACAUAGUGACUGUCAAACUGGCAGAACCGGUUUCUCUGUGUGUGAUCAGACAAACACCAUUUUGUUGUUGUUCGGAGAAAAUAAUAAAACUAAAGAAAAACUGCCACUCCAGGCAGAAGCGGUGAGAUGAAUGAAGCCCAGCAUGGAGUGCUGAGUAAAAGAGCCUCAUUUAUUCAACUUGUGAGUAAUUCAAGAGAUCCGUGUCUUCAGGAAUCAGCAGUGAGUCCAUGAGCUGUGUGUCCGUACGCUAAUAUUCAAAAAUGGAGAGCUGUGAUCUGGACACAGAUAAUGUGACCCCACCCUCAGAAAAGCGUGAACUCCAGAGAAAGAGAUCAGACUCCCCAGAACCCAGCUGUGUCUCCAUGAAGAGCGAUCGGUCUAUGAAUUUGCCUUGGGACUUUAAAAAUAGAGACUCCUCACCUGUACACAGUGAUUUACAGAAGGCAGGAGACAGAAGAGAAAAGAUCUUCAUCACAGACACAGGACACGCCCCAGAAUCUCCUGCUGUAAAUGAAUUCCAGAAAAAGUUCAGAUUAAAUCUGAAGGAGAAGUUUCAGUGUUUAAAUGGAGUGAUAAUAAAGCAGGAAAACCGAACGCUCCUGAAUGAGAUCUACACCGAGCUCUACAUCACAGAGGGAGACAGUGGAGACGUCAAUAAAGAACAUGAGGUGAGACGGAUCGAGGCAGCGUCCAGGAGAAAAACAACAGAGGAAACACCAAUCAAAUGCAACGACAUCUUUAAGCCCUUAUCUGAAGAAGACGAACCCAUCAGAACUGUAGUGACAAAGGGCGUGGCUGGUAUCGGAAAAACAGUCUCUGUGCAGAAGUUCAUUGUGGACUGGGCUGAAAGGAAAGCAAAUCAGGACAUCCCCCUCAUAUUUCCACUUCCUUUCAGAGAGCUGAAUCUAAUGAAGGACCAAAAACGGAGUCUGAUGGAGCUCCUUCAUGUCUGUUUUAAGGAAACAAAAGAAACUGAAAUGUCCAGGUUGGAAAAGGUUCUGUUCAUUUUUGAUGGAUUGGACGAGUGUCGUUUCCCUCUAGAUUUCCGCAACACAGUGACAGUGUGUGAUGUAACUGAAUCAGCAUCAGUGCAUGUGCUGCUGAUAAACCUGAUCAAAGGGAAUCUGCUUCCCUCUGCUCUCAUCUGGAUCACCUCCCGACCAGCAGCAGCUGAUCAAAUCCCCUCUGAGUACGUCCAUCGAGUCACAGAGGUACGAGGGUUCAAUGACCCCCAGAAGGAGGAGUACUUCAGGAAGAGAGUUAGUGAUCAGAGCCUGGCUGAGAACAUCAUCACACACCUGAAGUCAUCAAGAAGCCUGUACAUUAUGUGUCACAUCCCAGUCUUCUGCUGGAUUUCAGCCGCUGUUCUCGAGAGAAUGUUGGGUGAAGCAGAGAGUGGAGAGAUCCCCAAGACUCUGACUCAAAUGUACACACACUUCAUCAUUCAGACAAACGUCAUCAGAGUAAAAUACUCAAAGAAGCAGGAGAGUGAUGAAGAAAUGCUGCUGAAACUGGGAAAACUGGCUUUUGAGCAGCUGAAGAAAGGCAACCUGAUCUUCUAUGAGGAAGACCUGCGAGGGUGUGGCAUUGAUGUGACAGAAGCAGCAGUGUACUCAGGUGUGUGUACGCAGAUCUUCAGAGAGGAGCCUGGGCUUCACCAGAGUAAAGUGUACUGCUUUGUUCAUCUGAGCAUUCAGGAACAUCUCGCAGCUCUGUAUGUCCAUCUGACCUUCCUGAAGAAAAAGAGAAAUGUUCUUGAUCAGGAUAAUUCCUCUACAAGGAAAACGUAUAAAAAAAUAAGAAAUGUUCUUAAUCAGAUUUGGUCCUUUCAGACAAUUUCAGAUGUACACAGGAGUGCUGUAGAUCAGACCUUAAAAAGUCAGACUGGACAUCUGGAUCUGUUCCUCCGCUUUCUUCUGGGUCUCUCACUGGAGUCCAAUCAGAAACUCUUACAUGCCUUAGUAACACAGACAGGAAGUAGCUCCCAGAGCAAAAAGGAAACAGUUCAGUACAUUAAGAAGAAGAUCAGUGAAGAUGAUCUUCCUGCAGAAAAAUCCAUCAAUCUGUUCCACUGUCUGAAUGAACUGGGUGAUGAUUCUCUCGUGGAGGAAAUCCAACGCUACCUCAAAUCUGGGAAACAAAGUGAACUCUCUCCUUCACAGUGGUCUGCUCUGGCGUUUGUGUUACUGACUUCAGCACAGGAGCUGGAGGAGUUUGACCUGAGUAAAUAUACCAGUACACAGAAGAUAACACAUGAGGUUCUUGUGAAGGUGAUGCCUGUGAUUGCAGCAUCCAGAAAAGCAGUGUUGUAUAAUUGUGGUGUCUCAGAUGAAGGCUGUGCUGCUCUGAGUUCAGCUCUGAGAUCAAACCCCUCACACCUGAGAUACCUGGAUCUGUCCUCUAAUAAACUCGGAGACUCAGGAGUGAAGCGUCUCUGUGCUGGACUGGAGAAUCCUCACUGUAAACUGGAGAUACUGAGGUUGUGUAAUUGUGGUGUCUCAGAUGAAGGCUGUGCUGCUCUGAGUUCAGCUCUGAGAUCAAACCCCUCACACCUGAGAUACCUGGAUCUGUCCUCUAAUAAACUCGGAGACUCAGGAGUGAAGCGUCUCUGUGCUGGACUGGAGAAUCCUCACUGUAAACUGGAGAAACUGAGGUUGUGUAAUUGUGGUGUCUCAGAUGAAGGCUGUGCUGCUCUGAGUUCAGCUCUGAGAUCAAACCCCUCACACCUGAGAGACCUGAAUCUGAACUCUAAUAAACUCGGAGACUCAGGAGUGAAGCGUCUCUGUGCUGGACUGGAGAAUCCUCACUGUAAACUGGAGACACUGGGGUUGCGUGGUUGUGGUGUCUCAGAUGAAGGCUGUGCUGCUCUGAGUUCAGCUCUGAGAUCAAACCCCUCACACCUUAGAGAACUGGAUCUGUCCUUUAAUAAACUCGGAGACUCAGGAGUGAAGCGUCUCUGUGCUGGACUGGAGAAUCCUCACUGUAAACUGGAGACACUGGGGUUGUGGUAUUGUGGUGUCUCAGAUGAAAGAUGUGCUGCUCUGAGUUCAGCUCUGAGAUCAAACCCCUCACACCUGAGAGACCUGGAUCUGUCCUAUAAUAAUCUGGGAGACUCAGGAGUGAAGCGUCUCUGUGCUGUACUGAAGAAUCCUCACUGUAAACUGGAGACACUGGGGUUGUGUGAUUGUGGUGUCUCAGAUGAAGGCUGUGCUGCUCUGAGUUCAGCUCUGAGAUCAAACCCCUCACACCUGAGAGACCUGAAUCUGUCCUCUAAUAAACUCAGAGACUCAGCAGUGAAGCGUCUCUGUGCUGUACUGAAGAAUCCUCACUGUAAACUGGAGACACUGGGGUUGUGGGGUUGUGGUGUCUCAGAUGACGGCUGUGCUGCUCUCGCUUCAGCUCUGAGAUCAAACCCCUCACACCUGAGAGAACUGAAUCUGUCCGGAAAUGAAAUAAGCAACUCAGGAAAGAAGCUGCUCUCUGCUCUUAAGGAUGAUGAACAUUACAAACUACAGACACUGAGUGUGUGAUGAACAUCUGUGUGUGUGAUGAAGACUCUGGUGUUCCUGCAUUUCCAUGUUGGGGAACAGACAGCACAUUCAUAAACACAUCAGUCAUUUAGUUCUAACAAAUGAAAGCGACUCGGAGACGUGGUCAGUGUGUGUUCAUGGUGCACAGUGAAUCAGAAGGCACACAAUUCUACACUGAAUGUGGAACAACUUGUGAUCUGCAUGAAACUGCCUGGACCUCAGUCCCUUAAAAACCCUGAAAGAGCAGGUGGAAAAGCACAGGGACUCGAUCUGAACCCAGUCAGUGGAAGAGGGAGCUGAAAUGGACAGGAACAGUUUCAGGACAUUGGUGGGAUUCUCACCUGACAGGAUCAGCAUUUGGGGAGUUAAUCUGAGGCCCCGAGGAGACUCACUACAAGGCACAUUUAUCACUUUGUCCUUUGGUUGGUGUUUAAUGUAGUUUAGAUCUUUUUGAAACAGGAUCAGACCAAAUCUGUUCAUUUACUCUGAUAUCAGAUGAUCGAACCUGAUAUGGGAUCAGUGCCAUCCCUUUUACUGAAGUAUACACUACUUCCAAUCUAUUGUAUAAUUGUAUCAGUCAUAUACAAUUUGAAGAACUGAAUAUAUCCAGUGUAAUUAUUUGUGUUGUAUCAAAUUAGUUUAUUGAUUUAAAAUGAAAUUUUUUCACACACACAAAACAAUCAACAGUUACUGAAAAUAAACUCAUGUCCAGCAACAAAAUAUAUAAAAACUGAUUUG